AUGAAGCACCAGCGAUGCCACCAGCUUUCUGCCUUGAAGGCGGCGCUCCCCGCUGCGCUCUCCCCAGCGCUCACCAUGGCGCUCUGGCUUGUCGCCUUCAACGUCUCGUCGUGCCACGCGCAAGUGAUCAAUGCUUCUCAAGGGUUGUUUCUCAGCGACGUCAAGACGGGAUGGGGCAUGGGGUGGAAGGUGGGAGACAAAUGCAGCACUGCGGCAUCUAUCCUGUGCGACGCUUCAGGCAUGAUCACCUCGAUGUGA
Molecule: messenger RNA, 258 nt
Organism: Closterium sp. NIES-65
Lineage: Eukaryota; Viridiplantae; Streptophyta; Zygnematophyceae; Desmidiales; Closteriaceae
Source: the annotation of a GenBank genome assembly